AUGGAAACUAAAACUAAAGUAUUUGUGGUGGUGCCACAGGAGGAUUUGGAGGAGCAAGAGGAUUUGGAGGAGCAGGAGGAUUUGGUGGAACAGGUGCAAUCGGAGGCACAGGUGGAUUUGGUGGACCAGGAGGAUUUGGAGGAACAGGUGCAGUCGGAGGCACAGGUGGAUUUGGUGGACCAGGAGGAUUUGGAGGAACAGGUGCACUCGGAGGCACAGGUGGAUUUGGUGGACCAGGAGGAUUUGGAGGAACAGGUGCAGUCGGAGGCACAGGUGGAUUUGGUGGACCAGGAGGAUUUGGAGGAACAGGUGGAUACUCAGCUGCUGCCAAAGCUGCUAAAUAUGCCACAGGAGGACUAGGAGGCACAGGGGGUCUAGGAGGAACAGGAGGACUACGAGG
Cyclopterus lumpus (lumpfish) is the source of this 400-nucleotide messenger RNA. Its product is annotated as zinc finger protein 853-like. The transcript has 3 exons. Bases 1 to 360 code for a protein of 119 amino acids. The record is from RefSeq and is a predicted model, not a curated record. Lineage: Eukaryota; Metazoa; Chordata; Actinopteri; Perciformes; Cyclopteridae.